Arthroderma uncinatum is the source of this 978-nucleotide messenger RNA. Its product is annotated as synaptic glycoprotein SC2. Lineage: Eukaryota; Fungi; Ascomycota; Eurotiomycetes; Onygenales; Arthrodermataceae. The transcript is spliced from 2 exons. Gene Ontology annotation, biological process: very long-chain fatty acid biosynthetic process. The record is from RefSeq and is a predicted model, not a curated record. Bases 1 to 978 code for a protein of 325 amino acids. Gene Ontology annotation, molecular function: protein binding; oxidoreductase activity, acting on the CH-CH group of donors.
AUGUUUACCACCAUCCUCUCCUCCCUGCUCCUAAUAUCAAGUAUAAACCCGCUAACCUCUCCUUCUUGCUUUCCACCCAUAGGCAAGCCCAUAUCAAAACUCCCCGAAACGAUCUCAAUUGGAUCCCAAGAAAGCAUUGAGACGCUGUAUUCCACGAUUUCCAAGCAAGCCCGCUUCCCAGUAAAUCGGCUUAGGAUCACCAAAGGCAGUGACGGCAGUCUUCUGAAGAACGAUGCCGGCAUUACUGUUUCCAGUACUGGGGUUAGAAACCAGAGUGUUAUCUAUGUGAAAGACCUGGGACCGCAGAUUGGAUGGCGAACAGUCUUCAUUAUCGAAUACCUAGGCCCCCUCCUUAUUCAUCCAUUAGUCCUCUACGUACUCCGACCAUACCUAUACGGAGGCUCUAAACCACUACCCCCUCCUUCCGAUCUACAAGCCUUAACCUGCGCCCUGCUUACUCUCCACUUCAUCAAGCGCGAAUUGGAGACCAUUUUUGUCCACCGAUUCAGUGUUUCGACAAUGCCAUUCACCUAUGUUUUCCGGAACAGUGCUCAUUACUGGCUCCUGGGUGGUGUGAACCUCGCAUACUGGGUGUUCUCCCCUUCAUCGCCAACCGCCACCUCCAACCCGAAUCCUGCCCUCCUAUAUCCAGGCCUUGCACUAUUUGUAGUGGGUCAGCUGUCCAACCUGUCCGUUCAUAUCACACUGAGGAAUCUCAGGAAGCCGGGUAGCACGGAGCGCGUGAUACCUACUGGCUUUGGAUUUGACUGGGUGACGUGUCCGAACUAUCUGUUCGAGGUUAUGGCCUGGGUUGGGGUAUACCUUGUUAGUGGUCUGAACUGGAGUGUCCUACUCUUCCUCGCUGUCGGAGCCGGUACUAUGAUGAAAUGGGCUAGCCAGAAGGAACAGAGAUACCGCCGCGAGUUUGGCGACAAGUACAAGAGAAAACGCUUUGUCAUGUUUCCCGGGCUGUGGUAA